AUGGCUCAAACGCUGGAGAAGCAUCAUGUCGUCUGGUAUCGGUCGACCCUGUUUGCAGCCUUGCUGGUCGCAAUGACAGCAUUCUGCGAGCCGGGAAUAUUCAGCGCCUUGAAUGGCAUGGGGGCCGGUGGUGGAGCCAGUCCAGACAUCACGAAUGCCGCAAAUGCGAUCGUAUUCGGCGUCUUGGCCGUUGCGAGUCUAUUCACCAGCGGUGUUGUGAACCGAAUAACUCCCAAAUGGGGCCUGGUGAUUGGAACGCUCGAUUAUACUCCAUAUGCUGCCGGUCUAUAUUGUAACGACCGAUUCGGCACCAACUGGCUAUUGCUGUUUGGAUCCGUCAUCCUGGGCCUCGCUGCUGCGUUCCUAUGGGUGUCAUCGGGUGCGAUACUGCUAGGCUACAGUGAAGAGUCCAGGAAGGGUCGUGCGAUGGCCUUCAAGUUCGGUCUCCAAUCCCUCGCCGGGUCCAUUGGAGGAAUCAUCAGCCUCGCGUUGAACAUCAAAAAGGCUUGGCGAGGGUCGAUUAGCACGCCAACGUAUGUGGUGCUCAUGGUCAUCAUGAGUGUUGGCUGGCUCUUCGCUCUGGCUUUGCCAACCGCUCGACAGAUCCAGCGUGUAGACGGGCGACCUGUCCAUCUCGUAAAGCAAGCAACCUUCUUCAAGGAGUUCCGAGUGCUCAAAUCGAUCUUCACUCGGCCAGCAAUACUAGCGCUGAUCCCUUUCUGGAUUUAUGGCCAAUGGAACCUGUCUUAUCAGUGGCAGUUCAAUUUCGCAUACUUCACGGUAAGAGCGCGGGCCCUGAACAGCACGCUGUUCUACCUCGUUGGCCUGGUAUCGGCGCUGGUCCUCGGACAGCUGCUGGACCACACUCGCUGGUCUCGUCCAGCCCGGGCGAAGAUUGGCUUUCUGGUGCUUGUUGUUUUGGUCGGGACUGGUUGGAUUCUUGGCCAAGCUGUGCAGGUCCAUUACUCCAACACAAAGCCUACCCUGGAUUGGUCGUCAGACGGCUACGGCCUAGGCGCGUUCCUGUUCACGCUCUGGGGCUUCUGUGAUCCGAUGGUCAGCGUAUUCAACUAUUGGCUUUGCGGCUGCCUUUCGAAUGACCUCAACGAAACAACGAUGAUCACGGCCCUCAUCAACUCCAUCAGCUGCUUGGGCUCAACAUUCGCUUUCGUGGUGUCGGCGGUCCAUGUCGACUACAAUUGGGCUUGUGGUAUCAACCUGUUACUGUUCGGAAUUUCUCUGCCAGGAGUAGCUUGGGUCGUCUUCACGCAGAUUAUGGAAACGACACAAAGCACAUUCGCCAAAGGGGCCGGUCUAGCAGUACACGAGUCUGAGAAUGUUGCACCGUCAGCGAGCGCGAAUGAAGAGAAGGGCAGUAGAUUCAUCGUCAAAGAAAUACCCCAGUAG
This is a messenger RNA of Zasmidium cellare ATCC 36951, 1407 nucleotides long. RefSeq lists its product as uncharacterized. The record is from RefSeq and is a predicted model, not a curated record. The transcript has 5 exons. NCBI's taxonomy places the organism in Eukaryota, Fungi, Ascomycota, Dothideomycetes, Mycosphaerellales, Mycosphaerellaceae. The coding region runs from base 1 to 1407 and encodes 468 amino acids.